AUAUUUUCAGACUCGAAAACCAAUAUGUCCGACGGAGCAGGAAAGAAGCAGGGCGGUGGAAGCCGAGGGCGAGGUCGUGGGGGAGGAGGAGGGGGUCGGGGAGGACGAGGAGGAUCUGGACGUGGAGGAAAUCCUUGGGGUGGAGGACAGGGUCGAGACAAUGAGCACUCUGGUAAAGGGGUGGAUAAGGGUCCUCGAGAUAAAGGAGGAGGGGGGUCGGAGGGUGGAAAUCGUGGUUCCAAGAUUGAGAACCUGGAUUAUAAAGAAACAAGACGACCUCGACUAGAAUCUGAGAUGAGUGAAGGGGGAGGAGAAAACUGCAAUGUUUGCCUUUACAAGAUAAGUAUUUUUGCCAUCGGUGAGUGCAACCACCCGGUGUGCCACACGUGUGCUACACGAAUGCGCGUUCUCAUGCAGAAAAAUGAGUGUGCUAUUUGUAGGAGAGAUAUACCUAAGGUAAUUAUGAUAUCUGAGAAUAAGAAGUACGAGGAAGUGAAGGAUAAUAUUUUUCAAAUGGAUCAGAAACAUAAAGUUUGCUUUGAGACUGACGAGAUUAAGAAUGAAUAUUUUAGACUGUUGGCCCACGCUUGUCCGAUUUGUGAGGACUCGCCAACUUAUAAAACUUUUCGGCAGGUGGACAAUCAUCUGAGAACUGACCAUCACUUCUCAUACUGUGAUCUUUGUGUGUCAGAUCUUAAGAUGUUCACACACGAGAGAAAAUAUUACGAUAAGGCGGGACUACUGGAGCAUAGAAGAGUCGGGGAUAAAGAUGAUAAAAGUUUAAAGGGUCAUCCCCUCUGCGAGUUCUGCGAGCAUAGGUUUGUGGAUAAAGAAACUUUGUAUAAACAUCUGCGUAAGGAUCAUUAUUUCUGCCAUUUCUGUGAUGCAGACGGAGCACAGUUCUUCUUUUCAGAAUAUUCAGAUCUUCGCAGUCAUUUCAGGAAGGACCAUUUUCUGUGCCAGGAGCAGGAAUGUGAAGAGGAAAAGUUUGUUGUCUUUAGAACUGAAAUAGACAUCAAAGCACACAGGUUAGAGCGGCAUGGGAAUAUGCUGAGCAAAGCAGCUUCUAAGCAGAAUAGAAGAAUAGAUAUAGAUUAUUCUUAUUCCAGAAGAGAGGUUGGGCGGGAUGAGCAAAGAGGAUAUUCAAGACGAGAAGGAGGAGGGGAACAGAGGAAUAGAAGAGAAGAAAGACAACCAGAGCAAAGUUCCGAAUAUUUUGACCAAGUUGAUGGUUUCUCCCGACCUAAUAUUGGUUUAGUUCCUGAUCUUGUGGCAGAUUUUCCCUCGCUGGGUGGAACAAAACCAACUCCAGGACCUGGUAAGCUAGCUGGUCCUCCACCUAAACAAGGGUUUGCUCAGAGUGGUGAGCUUGCCAAGAAGCUUGCACAAUCAGCAGGACAUAAUACUGGGGCAAGUCAGAGUUGGGCAGGUCGAGGGGGCUCUGCUCCAUCAUUAAUUGAAGAUUUUCCAACCCUACCAGGCGCUGCUCAGGUCGUUUCAUCCCAGAAUUCUGUUCCCUUUUAUAAACCUGUCUCUAAUCCUAAACCUGUUUCCAAUGGAACUAAAUCUAAACAAGAAGAGUUUCCAGGACUUCCUGCAAGAACGGCUCCCAUGAAUAUGAACAGUAGUGCCAAGUCCAGACCUGGUGCGUCCAGGCCUGUAUCUGGCCUUGCUCCCCGAUCUGUGGCGCGCCCAUCCGCCCAACCCCGGUUAAAACCUGCCGCUAAACAUUUUGAUCCGUUCGAGAGCGAUGAAGACGAUUAUCCCUCCCUGGGAGGCGGAGGACGACCUUUAAAUUCGUUCUCAGAGAAAACGAUUAGAGCCUCAGGACAGGUUAGAAACGGUCAACCAAUAUUUUAAUUCCUGCUGUACUGC
Molecule: messenger RNA, 1875 nt
Organism: Eurytemora carolleeae
Lineage: Eukaryota; Metazoa; Arthropoda; Copepoda; Calanoida; Temoridae
Product: E3 ubiquitin-protein ligase ZNF598
Exons: 16
Coding region: 25-1860 (611 amino acids)
Biological process (GO): protein ubiquitination; rescue of stalled cytosolic ribosome
Molecular function (GO): ribosome binding; ubiquitin protein ligase activity
Source: RefSeq, a predicted model, not a curated record